Molecule: messenger RNA, 1094 nt
Organism: Coccidioides immitis RS
Lineage: Eukaryota; Fungi; Ascomycota; Eurotiomycetes; Onygenales; Onygenaceae
Product: mitochondrial 37S ribosomal protein MRPS9
Exons: 3
Coding region: 62-952 (296 amino acids)
Biological process (GO): translation
Cellular component (GO): ribosome; mitochondrial small ribosomal subunit
Molecular function (GO): RNA binding; structural constituent of ribosome
Source: RefSeq, a predicted model, not a curated record
CCGCUCCAUACGCCCCUACUUUUCUUUUGCCUUUUUUUCCGCCGCCUGGCUGAUAGACGCCAUGGCCUGGCAGUGGUCUGAAUGUGUGUUUCGGGCUCUAAAGCCAUCCCAAUGCCUACAUCAUCUCGAGCCUAUCACCCAGCGACGACUAUUAUCGAUAUCCUCUUCCAGCGCUUCUUCUAAUGCCGCUCCGCCUAUCAACUUCGCCGAACCAAACGCUAGACCAGCUCGGAUUUUACCCGCGUCUCCAGCAUACUUUUCUGGAACACCAAAGUUCAUUGACCACUUCCUGAACUUGGAGCGCCUACGGAGCAAAUAUGCAUCGUUACCGACGGUUCCUACCAACGAAGCGCCGCGGAUGGCGUGGUUGAAGUUAUCGCAAUUCAACGGCGCUGUCGGAGAGGUUGUUUCGAGUUCAAAGUACAAGCAAUUGAUAAAGAUCUUGCAAAGGCUCAGCAGGAUUAACCCUAGCUUGAUGCCAGAAGAAGUAGAAACUGCCAUGAAACAAUUCAUCAGACCGGGAAACCCAUAUCAGCAAAAACCCGUUCCUCGAAUGCUCGACGACAUUGGUCGGGCCCGGGGUGUUGGAAGACGGAAGACUUCAACUGCCACGGUUUGGUUGGUUGAAGGCGAUGGACAGGUCAUGGUCAAUGGGAAGAGUAUAGUACACGUGUUCCCCCGCAUUCACGAUAGGGAGAGUGCCCUGUGGGCUUUGAAGAGCACGGAUAGAAUGGACAAGUAUAAUGUGUGGGCGAUGGUUCACGGAGGCGGUGUGACUGGUCAGGCUGAAGCUAUCACUCUGGCGCUUGCAAAAGCCCUUUUGAUCCAUGAGCCUGCAUUGAAACCAAUGCUUCGUCGAGCUGGUGUCAUCACGGCCGAUCCACGACAAGUCGAAAGAAAGAAGCCAGGGCACCGCAAAGCCAGGAAGAAGCCAGCCUGGGUCAAGAGAUGAAGUAAUCACUCUUUUCCCAUUUUUCCCUGUAAUUUCUUUCAGCUCCUCUUUCCCUAUCUCAUCUCAGUAUUUCACGUGUACAUUAUGCGUCUUGGCUUGUCCUUAUAUAACGUUACAACGGUUGGAAUACUCCAUAUACGCA